Molecule: messenger RNA, 2072 nt
Organism: Pelobates fuscus (common spadefoot toad)
Lineage: Eukaryota; Metazoa; Chordata; Amphibia; Anura; Pelobatidae
Gene: EDN3
Product: endothelin 3
Exons: 5
Coding region: 91-690 (199 amino acids)
Biological process (GO): regulation of vasoconstriction; regulation of systemic arterial blood pressure by endothelin; intracellular calcium ion homeostasis
Cellular component (GO): extracellular region
Molecular function (GO): hormone activity; endothelin B receptor binding
Source: RefSeq, a predicted model, not a curated record
UUAUAGCUCUGACUGUCAGUGAGGAUCAUGCUGCCGGGGCUGGGAUGGUGAGAGCACACCUGGGGAGCUCUGGGAUAUUACAUCACUUCUAUGCAGCAGGAGAGCCUUACAGCUGGAUCCAUGGAGCGGAGAUUAUUGAUCCUGUUCUGGACUCUCUUCACAUUUAAUACAGGCUUUGUCCUCACCCCGUUGCCGCAGCUUGCAGCCACUAAACUGAACCUAAAGGAAGCAGCAGCGAAAAAAGGCAGCCGUGCGGAGAAAGUGACGGCAGCCACCUCAGCGAACCCUGGGUUACCCCUCUCUUUGGGCACAGCUUCCCCGGGACCCCAAGGAACCCCGAUCGCUGGAUAUGAGCAGAGGAGUAGCAGUUUUCACCUGGAGCGGGAUUCGGGGGGGGCACACAGGAGGGCGAGGAGAUGUACUUGUUACACAUAUAAGGACAAGGAGUGUGUAUAUUACUGCCACCUGGACAUUAUCUGGAUUAACACACCAGAGAGAAUUGUGCCAUAUGGACUCUCCAAUAACAGAGGGAAAAGAUCACUUAAGGAAACGUGGAUCCACUCGCAGGCGAUGCCCCGGUGCUCCUGUGACCAUGUCAGCGACCAACAUUGUGCAACUUUCUGCAGUCGAAGGAUCUCAGAAAGGGAGCCGCAAGACCGGAUAUUACAGCGACAGGACUAUGUUCAGUGAGCGCCUACGGAGUGACGCCUACAGCACAAGGUUUGAAGAUGUCGUUUUGGAUAAAUUAGGAGAUUCUCCUGACUAAUGAAGCUGCACGGCUGUUGUAGGCUGACAUUUCCACAAUGCCCCAGGUAUUGGCUGAUGAAGGCUGACUUAUUGUAAAGACCCUUACCUCACACACAGUAUUGUGAAUGGACUGCUGACAUCUCCCCUGGGGCGACAUGAAUGGAGGAAAAAAAACAAACAAACCAAUCAACCAUGACAAGCCCGGUCACUUUCUAACAGCAUCUGUAUAUUCUAACCCCGCCAGCUUUAGGUCCAUUACAAAGCCUUGCAUUGGAGAAAUAUAUAUAUUAUUUAAUGCAACUAUGUAUCCAUCUCAUGUUCUCUGAAAUGCUAUAUGUUAACACCUCCAAGGAGCUUAUUAUGCACAGGCUUGGCUAGGUCUUUAUGGGACUCUCUCCGAUGUGAAAGAAAAAGAUGGCUUCAAUGAACGGGUUUCAGAUUUAAACAUGGAUAUUAAUCACUGGCCAACAGGCGAGACACAGACACAGGAUGGAAUGUCACGGAGAAUAGCCAGCAGGUGUGAUCUGUGCCAAGACCUCCAACAUGCUUAAACUGAACCACCUACUAUCAUUGUUCACCUCCAGGGGAUUGGCUUCGACCGAGUAUUUGUUGGGACUUCAUCACACGUCAACGGGGAGCUUUGCUUCUACGCAGAGGGUCAAUAUUCUAUUUUUAUGGAAGACGCUCCGAUAAGAUGUUUUAUGAAGACUAUUAAACUGUACAAUAUAGAAAAUAUUACGGUCUGGAAAUUAAUACUCUAAGAUCUGUUAUGCUUAAAUGCAAAUACCACUUAUAGAUAUAACUAUAUAUUUAUAUAAAUAUAUUAUCCAAACAAGCUAGGCGCUCAGUGUGCAAAAAUAAUAUAUCUGCAAACUCGACUUGGCGCAUCCACUGGCUGUAAAUCCAGGUAUCGGGGGGGUGGGGGGGAAACGAGCACUUAGGGGGGUUUUAAUAAAUGGAGCUCUGCAAGACUAGAAAAAAGAAUCCUGUAUUUCCAGUGUGUACACAGAAUGUUGGCAUUUUAUUUUUAUUACAUUCAAUAUACUCAGUCCAGCUGAAAGUCUUUAUCCGAUAGUAAGUACAGUGUGGGGGGUCUGUGCUUCCUGCCAUGAGAGCAGCAGGAGUGGAGGGUCUCACAGGAUCCCAUGCUGCAUUCAGCAACACGGACAAAUAAAAUGACACUAAAAUUGAACAUAUUGCUUCAUCGAAAGGUGUGCGGCGUUGAGUCCAAAAGCAAUGGGUGACAGUCUGCCCUUGGUUUUUGUUUUGGUUUUGUUAAUGUUCUAGUAACCCCCCUUUAAAAUAAAUAUAUUUUUCUCACAUUA